Eriocheir sinensis (Chinese mitten crab) is the source of this 1401-nucleotide messenger RNA. RefSeq lists its product as uncharacterized. Bases 151 to 1209 code for a protein of 352 amino acids. Gene Ontology annotation, cellular component: mitochondrial outer membrane. Gene Ontology annotation, molecular function: ATP binding; ATP hydrolysis activity. The record is from RefSeq and is a predicted model, not a curated record. The transcript has a single exon. NCBI's taxonomy places the organism in Eukaryota, Metazoa, Arthropoda, Malacostraca, Decapoda, Varunidae.
UUUUGAGGGAUUUUUUAAUGGAUAGGGAUAUUUCUCAAGGUCAAGUUUAGAGGCGUGGCUUUAACAUGGAUAUAACUUCUUCAGUGUUGCCGAGGAGACGCGACAGGGACGGUUUGUGUUUUUAUUAGUGUGCCUUUCCGUUCCGUUGCAAUGAAGUUCCUGCAUGACGUGGCUCGUGUGGUGGUGCUGGCGGCGGCCGUGUCGUGCGUGAGCCUGGUCACCACGGUGGUGCUGAUGGCCCUGAUGGCGGCCGCGUCCUGGUUCUACUACCUCAAGAAUUUCAAAGAGGUCACCGGCAGCGAGGACCCGACGCCGCCGCCCCGCGCCCCAGUGUUCCAGCUGCACGAGGCGGUGGUGAUGCGCCAGUUGGUGCCGCCCGGGGAGAUCAACACCACCUGGGCAGACAUCGGCGGCUGCUGCGAGGUACUGCGACACAUCCGCGAACAGGUGAUCUACCCGCUGAUGUACGCGUGCUCGCACCGCUCCGAGCCGCUGCUCAUGAUGCCCAAGGGCGUGCUGCUGCACGGGCCGCCGGGCUGCGGCAAGACCCUCAUCGCCAGGGCUAUCGCCAACGAGGUGCAGACCAACUUCCUCAACAUCGACGUGUCCACCGUCAAGAACAUGUGGGUGGGCGAGACGGAGAAGAUGGCGGCGGCGAUCUUCUCCGUGGCCUACAAGAUCCAGCCCUGCAUCAUCUUCCUGGACGAGGUGGACACGUUGCUGAGCACGCGGAACAACGUCGAGGGCCCCGCCACCACGGGCCUCAAGGCCGUCUUCCUACAGAUGUGGGACGGCCUGCAGUCUGACGCCACGGCGCGCGUCAUGGUGCUCGCCGCCACGAACAGGCUGGAAGCCGUGGACGAGGCCUUCCUGCGCCGCUUGCCGCUGCAAUUCGAGGUGAACAAGCCGUCCGCCGAGGGCCGCUACGCCAUCCUGAGCAUUCACCUGCAGGAAGUGACGCUGGCCGCGGACGUGGACCUCCAAAUGGUGGUGGAGAUGACUGACGGGUUCUCGGGCUCCGACCUGCAGGAGCUGUGCCGUUGUGCCGCCACGCGCCGCCUCGUGGAGUACAUGGAGCAGCUCUCCGCCAGCCAGUCUUCCUCCUCCGGCGGGCUGCGGCCACUCACCAAGGAGGACUUCGUGCUGGCCCUUGACCUGCACCGCCUCAACGCUGGCAACGCCUCGCCCUUCAACCACUUCUACCUCUGAGCACAGCGGCGGGGGUGGGCACUUUUCAAUACCUGACGCCCUGCUCAAUACCCCCAUAGGCCACACGACUCACCUGCAUCAACCUUCUCAGAUCAGAUCAGAUGUGGUCCCGGGAUAUGCCUUUGCAACGGCUCCCGGAUUUUCUUUUCACUCAAUGUUCUCGUGCUUUAACUUAUUUUCUUCUUCAGUUUC